Molecule: messenger RNA, 1307 nt
Organism: Bufo gargarizans (Asiatic toad)
Lineage: Eukaryota; Metazoa; Chordata; Amphibia; Anura; Bufonidae
Gene: SH2D4B
Product: SH2 domain containing 4B
Exons: 7
Coding region: 261-1307 (348 amino acids)
Cellular component (GO): cytoplasm
Source: RefSeq, a predicted model, not a curated record
GUGCUGCUCUGCUGCAUCUUUACAUAUCUUUUCCUGUUAAGUUGAGUGCAUAUUUAUUCCGCAUUUGCUACAUGUAGGCACUCCUAAAGAUUAUUGACCCGUAUGUUGUUUCCUGCAACUUUUAUCUUCUUGCAACUCUUUUAUGUUCUGACCAUGUUUAUUCCAGACAUAUUGUAUAGUCCCUUUACAAAGCAAUGAAAGGAGUUUGGUAGAAUUAAGUAUUUUGUCUGAUCCAUCAAAAAAGAGGAUCGAAAGUCAACAUGUUGCAACAGAUUCUAAGGGACAUGUACAUUGAUCCCGACCUCCUUGCAGAGCUCAAUGAGGAGCAGAAACAAAUUCUCUUCUACAAGAUGAGGGAAGAGCAAAUCAGACGCUGGGCUGAGUGGGACAGAAAUCUAGACAAGGAGGAAUCCAAAAUGAAAAUCAAAGCCAAGUUCAAACACAAUAAUUCCAAACGUAUUGAGUGGCUAAAAAGCAGUGAUGGAGAAGUAUGGGUUUGGGUUAUGGGAGAAGCAAAGGGGGAUAAGCCUUAUGAACAAAUCUGUGAGGAAAUUAUGACAGAGAGAGCAAGAUGUCAAGCUCAGAAGGAAGCAGAGGAACAAUGGAAGCAGAAAGAGGCAGAAAUUAAAAAGAAGUUUCGAGAUGCCAUGGCCAAAGAAAAAGCAAGAAUAGUUGCUGAAAAAUGGAAAGUUGAGAUUGAGGAUCGAAAAGCAGCAAAAUUAGUAGAGAUGAGAUUUCAGGAAGAAUUAAAGAAACGAGAAGAUGAGGAAAGGAGAAGAGGUGAAGAACAAAUUCGACAGAGAGAAGAGCUACGCGCAAAAGAGCUCUACCUGAGUCUAAAGAAAGCACAGCUACAAAGUCAACGCAAUGAAAAUGAGGAGCAAGAGUGGCAAGAACAAUUGCGCAAGUCAAAGGCUGCAGAUGAAGAACGCAAACACAAAGCUCGCAGAGCAAGGGCUGAAUAUCAUCGUCAAUCUUUGCGGGCCAUUCAGAAAGGAAAGGUAGCUGGACUGAGUAGCUUAUUCCAAAAUGCCAACCUAAGCAAUGGGCAAGAAUCAAGUCAAGAAGACAGCAGUUUAUCAUCUGUUAAACUUCAAGUGCCAGUUCAAAAAGUAUGGGAGCGACCAGCUCGUCCAAUAUCCAAGGAUGUCAUUGUUCGUUGGUUUAAGGAAGAACAGAUUCCACGACGUGCCGGUUUGGAAAAGGAUAGUGGACAAAUUGCAUCCUGGUUUCAUGUUAACAUUAAUACUCAUAAGGAAGCAAUAUUUAUGUUAAUGAAGAUCAUCAAUGAAGCUUUAGGAGUGUAA